Molecule: messenger RNA, 837 nt
Organism: Planococcus citri (citrus mealybug)
Lineage: Eukaryota; Metazoa; Arthropoda; Insecta; Hemiptera; Pseudococcidae
Gene: Taf10
Product: TBP-associated factor 10
Exons: 4
Coding region: 171-569 (132 amino acids)
Biological process (GO): transcription initiation at RNA polymerase II promoter
Cellular component (GO): SAGA complex; nucleus; transcription factor TFIID complex
Molecular function (GO): promoter-specific chromatin binding; RNA polymerase II general transcription initiation factor activity
Source: RefSeq, a predicted model, not a curated record
UAUCAUCCAGUAUACAAAAUGUUUGUGUGUAAAUAAAAAUUUCCGUCUUGAUAAAACCUAAAUUUAUCAUCUUCACUUGAUUCUGGACAUUCGUGGUGAACACAUCUUUGUGAAAUUCAUUUUGUAGAUUUUCAAAUUAAAGUACACUCAACUUCAGAUUUGUAUUCAAUAUGACGAACUUAGACGGCGAAAAAUCUUCAGAUAUUACCAAUAAAGACACGAAAGAAAAAGUCGAAGAAGAGACACCCAUAAUCGAGCCAAUAAUAAACCUGUUGCAACAACUCGAAGAUUACUCGCCAACGAUACCUGAUGCUGUGAUGACUUCGUACCUUCAACAAUCGGGAUUCGAUGCAUCGGAUCCACGAAUAACACGUAUUAUUGCCCUGGCGGCGCAAAAAUUCAUUUCUGAUAUAGCGAACGAUGCGUUACAACAGUGUAAAAUCCGAACAUCUAAUCAAGUCAGUAAAGGAAAACCGAAAGAUCGCAGAUACCAUCUAACACUCGAAGAUCUCGCUCCAUCUUUAGCCGAAUACGGUAUCGUUGUAAGGAAACCGCCUUAUUUCGUGUAAUGACGCGUACAAAAUCCACAAUAUCUGUGUUAAAACUAUAAAUUAAGUAUUCAUCACUGAGGUUUUUAUAUCCAAUUAAAACUAGCGUAGUUGAAAUUCAAUGUAAUAUUAUGUAAAUAGUUUUCGACCGUGGUUUCUUAGCUUGAAAUUUAUCAUAGUAGAUGUUUGAAGUAUAAUUUAUAACAGUAUAUUUUUCAUUUUAUACCUUUCCCUUGGCUUAUUAUGUACCUAUUAUUUUAAAAAUAAAAUUUCUAUAUCACGUUGCGUA